This is a messenger RNA of Ruditapes philippinarum (Manila clam), 821 nucleotides long. Its product is annotated as putative per-hexamer repeat protein 5. The record is from RefSeq and is a predicted model, not a curated record. The transcript is spliced from 4 exons. NCBI's taxonomy places the organism in Eukaryota, Metazoa, Mollusca, Bivalvia, Venerida, Veneridae. Bases 82 to 552 code for a protein of 156 amino acids.
UAUUGAUAUUACCCUCUUGCGAGAUAUAAAACUGAAGAUAUGGCAAGUCUUAAUCAGACAUAACAAUUGAAAGGUGAAAAGAUGAAGUUUCAAGUAACUUGUGUUUUAAUUUGUGUGUGCUUGAUAGCUAUUCUUGUAAAUCAAGGCGUAUCAGCUACAGUAGCUCCCCCGUCUUCUGGAGGUGGUUCAGGUUCAGGAACUGGUACAGGUUCUGGUGGUAGCUCUGGCUCAGGAACUGGUUCGGGUUCUGGUGGUAGCUCUGGUUCGGGAACUGGUUCGGGUUCUGGCGGCAGCCCUGGUUCAGGAACUGGUACAGGUUCCGGUGGAAGCCCUGGUUCAGGAACUGGUACAGGUUCUGGUGGAAGCUCUGGUUCAGGAACUGGCUCGGGUUCUGGCGGUAGCGCUGGUUCAGGAACUGGUACGGGUAGUGGAUCAGGUACUGGUGGUGGUGGUGGUGGUGGAGGAGGGUCUUCAGCUGUUCGUGUCAGCGGUGUCAUGGUUGCAUUGGCAGGAGUUCUUGCAUUCAUUUAUAACAUCAAGACAUCCUUCUAAAGGAUCCAAAUGCUUUGUCAUACAUUUCAGAACUUGAUACUUGUUUGUGAGUUAUAAUGUCACUUCCUUCUGGGAUAUAUGAUGACGAAAUGUGAUCAUUUUCUAAUUACUUACAAUCACACGUACUUGUAAUGCUUAGAUUACUCUUCAUGUUACCAAGCUAUAUCAUUAUUUUAUGACGGUAUAUGAUGACGAAAGCAACAAUCAAGCGGUUGACUUUCUGAUAACCUCAAUACAACGUUUUAACAUUAAAGAUAAAUAAAAUUGUG